This is a messenger RNA of Prorocentrum cordatum, 909 nucleotides long. The record is from the annotation of a GenBank genome assembly. Lineage: Eukaryota; Dinophyceae; Prorocentrales; Prorocentraceae.
AUGGAGAGGCAGGCGUCGUCGACGGAGUGCUGGCACGACGACGUGGAGGCCGCGAACGCGGAGCUGCGCGCCGCGGAGGCGGAGCUCGAGCGGGCUAAGCAGAGGAUCCUGGCGGCAGAGCGGGCGGUCGGCGUCGCCCGACGGCUGAAGAUACUCAUUGCUGCUGCCAUUGGCGCCUACUACACGCGCGACAUCAACGUGGCGCUCGAGAACGACCCGCACGUCGUCAUAUUCUGCACCUCCGUCUUGUCCACGGCGAAGGUCCUUGAGAAGUUCCCGAAGGAGGCGCUUGCAGGCAGGCUGGUGGUCGACGUUCUCUCCGUCAAAGAGUAUCCCAAGAGCUUGCUGCUCGAGGAGAUGCCUUCGUCGGCCGACAUCCUCUGCACGCACCCGAUGUUUGGCCCCCAGUCCGGAAAGGACGGCUGGCAAAACUUGCCCUUCGUGUACGAGAAGGUGCGCAUAUCGAGCCCGAGAGGCGCGGUCAUUUGCACGGAGUUCUUGCGCAUUUGGUCGGACGCAGGAUGUAGAAUGGUUGAAAUGACUUGCGAGGAACAUGACCGGCACGCCGCGGCUACGCAGUUCAUCACACACACCACCGGUCGGUUGCUAGCUGAGUUGGCUCCUGAGACUACUCCGAUCAAUACGAAGGGCUACGAAUCCUUGCUCCAAUUAGUUUCCAACACUACUGGAGAUUCGUUCGACUUGUAUUGUGGCCUGUUCUACUAUAACUCUUUCUCUAAGGCGCAGUUGGAGAAGCUGGAAGAUGGCCUUAAGCGUGUUAAGGAGUCGCUUUUCGCUUUUGAAGCAGAGCAAAUAAAAGAAGAUGGUGGACCUCAAGCGAAAUGGGUGUUGUCUCCAUCAGGCUCGAAACCUGCUUGUAGUGGUAAAGCUGGCGUGUCGCAGUCAUAG